AUGUCGUCGGACCACUCGUACUCCACCAAAAAGGGUGUCUCCAGAGAUAGCGCUGACAUCAUCACGCAGAUACGGGCAGCAACCUCCGCACCCUCUCCACUCACCAGCUACCUCAAGGACCCCGCCAUUAUCAGCGCACUUGAUGGCUCAGAUGCAAGUGAUCGCUCGAGAAGUCACAGGCGUUCCUCCGGCUCUGGUAGUCGUCGCACGUCAUCCCCUUUGGGACUUGUCCUCGCAGAAGAAGAGAAGCAGGCACACCACUUGAAGUCCAUUCUGCGAUCGACCGGUGACAGACUUGAUCGGGAAAUGCGCAGGGCAGAUCAGGCUCUUGCCAGAGCUGAGCAGGCUGAAGCCCAUGUGCGAGACCUCACCGCUCGCGUAGCAGCUGCAGAAUCGGGCAAGCACUACGUGGAGCUGGAGGCAACCCGAGCAAAGGAUGAUGUCAAAUACCGCCAGUUGCAGAUAGAGAGGCUCGAAACAGAAGUUCGGCGCCUCCAGUCACAAGUGGGUCUGCUGGAACGACAAAGAAACGAGGCGGAGGAUAGUGCUACACGCGCUCGUGAAACUGCAAGGAAACUCCAACUUGAAAUACAGACUCUUGAUGCCAAGGAGGCGAGUAGUGAUGAGACUCGGCAUUUCGGAAUGCGCAAGUGGUUCAACUCGGGUCAUAUGGAAGGCUAUGAUACCGGCCAUGCUGAGGGGUUCGAGAGUGGCCGGGAAGAAGGUUUUGAAGAAGGUCGCGAGUACGGUUUCAGCGAAGGGGAGCAAGCGGGGUUUGCAGAGGGGCUGAAAAUGGGAAGAAAGGAGGGUUAUUAUGAGGGAUGGGAGCAAGGUCGGAGGGCAGAACACGAUCAUGCUCUUCAGGCCUUUGACGAAUUCUUUUCCACAGAGGUUGAUUCCCGUGACCGUGAGGUCAGUAGAGGAUCAAAUAUCGCACGGCUCUCGUCGGAUCCCACCAUCAUGUCAUCGCCUAUACCAUCCCCCGGACUUGCCAGCGGUCGUCGCAAGGGUCCCAGAAACCCACCCAAGCUGCCACUAUCUGCAUUCAGCCCCCCCAACACGGGGACGUCUGAUGCGUUUCCCUUGCCGCCCACGUGGAGUACUGUUGUGCCAGUUGGAAUCAUCGAUGCUCAUUUACGCAUUUCUGCAACCGUGGAUGGUGUCAACCACUACAAGGACAACAUCGGACAGCUUGUCCUUGAGAAGAUCAAGGGGGUCGUAUUAACAAUUGAUAAUCAGCUAUCCGAUGAUAUUGCCGACUUAGUACAAGGGCUACCUCAGCGCAUCGAUUUGCAGAUAUUGUCCGUCUCAGUGCCAUUCCCUCUCAACGGCACACCCCCCACUGAACCUCCGUCUUGCCUCCUUGGAACAAACCCACCGAUAACCCUCUCAACUACCUUCACAAGUGCCGCCCCGGAGGCGAUCACCAACUUGAGAUGGGCACUGGAACAUAGCCGUGUAGUUGACGUAGAUGUUCAGUCGGAUGUUAUGGCGAGCGUUGCGAUUGGAGGUUCCUCUCUCUAUGAUACCUUCGAGGAUUUGCUCACCAAGGCGACAUCACCUGGCCCACAUACUCCGGAAAAAAAAAGGACGCCAAUCGUCCUCAGCAACAUCUUCCCUCCUCCCUUAACUCUAGUUGAACCAAUUGUCAAAACCAUGAAACACCCGGAUUAUCUACAAUACCAGACGCGUAUAUCUUCACUUUCGCUGUUCGAGGAUGUGCACUUGAAGAUCACCCCACCCGUGCGGGACACGUCUGAAACAGGGCCCGCAGACGACUUGAGGAUGUGGAAAGGGAAACUAAAACUAUAUAUUGGACCCGUCCUCGAAGCGUUUGGCUUCGAAAGGAUGAUCUUUGGAUCCUCCCCUUCACCCGCAGGCGAGCCAUUUAAUCUGCCCGUUAGCUGGUACGACCUUGUUAGGGAAUCGUUUGCGGAGCUGGGCGUUGAACAAGACGCUAUCGAUAACGUCUUCAUGAACAACGCAAAGCGUGUAUACGGAAGGUCGUCCUGAUAUAAUUAAGUUACCCAGAUGUACAACCGCUCUAUAUUCCCCGUUUGUGUAGAUGAUUUUGUAUGGGCCAUGAUGUGUGGGUCUCCACAAUGCAUCGCACAUUACUCGCACACUGGUACGGGUAAUUUCUUGAUCACAAUUGUUGUCGCAACACGCCUAGUCGUGCCAGAGAUUUAUAGGAGCUUUUACCAGUAAAUAUUUCAUUUUUGCGCCUCUUCAGAGGUCCAAGACAUAAUGCACAGCCAGAUGACUGC
Molecule: messenger RNA, 2267 nt
Organism: Pisolithus orientalis
Lineage: Eukaryota; Fungi; Basidiomycota; Agaricomycetes; Boletales; Pisolithaceae
Exons: 5
Coding region: 1-2013 (670 amino acids)
Source: RefSeq, a predicted model, not a curated record